GCUUCUGCUGCUUCCCGUUUGGAAACAUUUUCACCAUGAAUUCUCGAUAUCAUUCGAAUUCUUGUUACCUACUUCCUAUCUCGAUCUCGAUCCUCUCAUAGCCCUACUAGAACAAGCAUUCUAGGUGUUGGCCAAUAACGUCACUGAUCCCUACCUAUAUAGAACCUGUGCCACUAAGAUGCCGCUCAAGGUCCUAAUCGUUGGUGCCGGCAUUUGCGGCCCCGCCAUGGCUCUUAUGCUACGGCGGUCCGACCCGGAAAAUAGCGUGACGAUAGUAGAACGCUACCCCGGGAUCCGGCACAACGGACUUCAAAUCGAUCUCCGAGCCUGGGGCGUACCCAUCAUGAAGCGUCUAGGCCUCAUGGACGUCGUGCGAGAGAAAGUCGUGCACGAAGCCGGCUUUACCUUCGUCGACGCUAAAGGCGGCAGACACGGCGUCUUCGGCACCAGCGGCACUAACACCGGCGCGCAAUCCUUCACCAGCGAAUUCGAAAUCAUGCGCGGCGACCUCGCCCAACUCCUCUACGAAGCCAGCCUCAAAGACCCCAAAACCGGCAUCCCAGACGCCCAACCCACCGCGGAGCAAAUCGACGCCGCAGCGGAGGACAAGCCCGGGGUGCGGUACCGUUUCGGGAUCACGCCGAAGACCCUAGCGCAAGACGACGACGGCGUAGACGUGACAUUCUCCGACGGCACGGAAAGACGGUACGACCUCGUCAUCGGCGCAGACGGGCAAUGGUCGCGAACACGCCGGAUGCUCUUCGGCGAGGAAGCCGGGCUCGCGAUGCUGAAGCCGCUGAACCUGUACAUCGCGUACUACACGAUCCCAACGAUCCCCUCCGACGGCCAGUACGCGCAGUUCUACAUGCCAGGCGGGGGGCGCGGGAUCGCGAUCCGGGCGGCGGAUCGGCCGGAGACGCAGGUAUAUCUGAUGGUGCGGACGGACUCAGAGGAAGUGCGGCGCGGGAUAGAGAGACAGAGCGUGGAGACGCAGAUCGACACGUUUGCGAAGAUCUUCCAGGGCGUGGAGUGGCAGGGCGAGAGGUUCAUCGAGGGGAUGCGCAAAGCGACGGAUUUCUACGCGGACGCGAUCGGGCAGGUGAAGGCGCCGCACGUGGCGAAGGGACGGGUCGCGCUGCUGGGCGAUGCGGCGUACUGCGCGGCUCCGAUUACGGGGAUGGGGACCACGGUUUCGCUGCUCGGGGCUUGGACGCUGGCGGGGGAGUUGGCGAGACAUAAGGGGGAUGUGAAGAUUGCGCUGGAGGCGUACGAUGUUAAUGUGCGCCCGUAUAUCGACGAGGCGCAGAAGCUGGCCCCGGGGGUUCCGUGGCUUAUGACGCUGGAUACGCAGUGGGGAGUGAAGGUGCUGCAUUUUGUUAUGUCGAUGAUUGCGUUUUUUAAGAUUGAUAAGUUGAUCUUUGCGCUUAUGCCGGAGGAUAAGGCUGGUAUGGCUAUGCCGGAGUAUCCUGAGUUGAAGAUUGAUGGUACAUCGUGAAGUUGAUGGGGUGAGUGGGUAUCAAAGAAGGGAAGGGAGGCAAGAAUGACUUCAACCUACUUAGUACUUAGCCGGCAUAAAUUAUUUGGGGUUGAUACGGUGUUGGGCGCUACUUGAGCAUACGAUCUAUUUGUGUACAG
This is a messenger RNA of Annulohypoxylon maeteangense, 1635 nucleotides long. RefSeq names its product FAD/NAD(P)-binding domain-containing protein. The record is from RefSeq and is a predicted model, not a curated record. The coding region runs from base 179 to 1495 and encodes 438 amino acids. NCBI's taxonomy places the organism in Eukaryota, Fungi, Ascomycota, Sordariomycetes, Xylariales, Hypoxylaceae. Gene Ontology annotation, molecular function: FAD binding. The transcript has a single exon.